This is a messenger RNA of Balearica regulorum gibbericeps (East African grey crowned-crane), 2155 nucleotides long. The record is from RefSeq and is a predicted model, not a curated record. NCBI's taxonomy places the organism in Eukaryota, Metazoa, Chordata, Aves, Gruiformes, Gruidae.
AUGGCGUAUGAGAGAGCUCGGGGAGAUGAUAGUGCCUGGAGCCCCUUUAAGUGCUCAAUGAAAGAGGUAGAGGAGACAAAACCCAUAGCUUACGGGUCAGCGUAUUUAACAGUGGAAAGACACUUGGUGGCUCAUGUGGAGCACAGGACAGUCAUUCCCUUACAAGUCUUUGUUUCAGAUACAAGUUGGGUCACAGAAAUGACUUUGGAAUUGUCUCUUGAAGUAUGCAUGGCUCUGUGUGAUGAGGAGAAGAAAUUUCGGCAACAGAGAAAAGAUAACAUCAUGCACAGUAUGAAAUCGUUUCUAGGAGAGGAAGACAGCAAGAACUUGACCACUUCCCGUGAUGUACCAGUGAUAGCAAUAUUGGGUUCAGGAGGUGGAUUUCGUGCCAUGGUAGGGUUUGCCGGAGUCAUGAAAGCACUUUAUGAAUCAGGAAUUUUAGACUGUGCGACUUACAUUGCUGGUCUCUCAGGAUCCACGUGGUACAUGUCAACUUUGUAUUCACACCCGGAUUUUCCAGAAAAAGGACCAAAGGAGAUUAAUCAAGAAUUGAUGAACUCCGUGAGUCACAACCCACUUUUGCUGCUCACUCCUCAGAAAGUCAAACGCUACAUUGAAGCACUAUGGAAUAAGAAAAGCUCAGGGCAGCCUGUCACCUUCACAGAUAUCUUUGGAAUGCUAAUAGGCGAAACACUUAUCCACAAUAGAAUGGACACCACUUUGAGCAACAUGAAAGACAAAAUCAAUAACGCACAGUGUGCUCUCCCACUCUUUACAUGUCUCCACGUCAAACCAGAUGUCUCAGAGCUGAUGUUUGCAGACUGGGUGGAAUUCAGUCCCUAUGAGAUCGGUAUGGCAAAGUAUGGCACUUUUAUGUCUCCUGAUUUGUUUGGAAGCAAAUUUUUUAUGGGGACAGUGGUGAAGAAGUAUAAUGAAAAUCCCUUGCAUUUCUUGAUGGGUGUCUGGGGCAGUGCGUUUUCUAUAUUAUUUAACAGAGUGCUUGGCGUCUCCAAUUCUCAAAAUAAAGGUCCCACUAUGGAAGAAGAAUUAGAAAAUAUUAGGCUUAAGCACCUUGUAAGCAAUGAUAGUUCAGACAGCGAAGAUGAAUCACAGCAUCCAAAAGGCACUGAAAAUACUGAGGCAAAUCAGGAAUAUCAGAAUAGCAGCCAAGAAAGCUGGGUGCAGCGAAUGCUGAUGGCUUUGGUGGGUGAUAGUGCCCUUUUCAACACCAGGGAAGGGCGUGCCGGGAAAGUGCACAACUUCAUGCUGGGAUUGAACCUCAACAGCUGUUACCCGCUCUCUCCUCUGGCAGACCUCCUCACUCAGGAGUCCGUGGAGGAAGAUGAACUAGAUGCGGCCGUUGCAGAUCCAGAUGAGUUUGAGAGGAUAUAUGAGCCACUAGAUGUGAAGAGCAAAAAGAUUCAUAUAGUGGACAGUGGGCUUACGUUUAACCUGCCGUACCCACUUAUCUUAAGACCUCAAAGAGGUGUUGAUCUCAUCAUCUCUUUCGAUUUUUCAGCGAGGCCAAGUGAUUCCAGUCCUCCUUUCAAAGAAAUUUUGCUGGCUGAAAAAUGGGCCAAAAUGAACAAGCUCCCUUUCCCGAAAAUAGACCCAAAUGUAUUUGAUCGAGAGGGCAUGAAGGAGUGCUAUGUUUUCAAACCAAAGGAUACCUCUUCAGAGAAAGACUGUCCAACUAUAAUCCAUUUUGUUUUGGCCAACAUCAACUUCCGGAAGUACAAAGCUCCAGGCGUUCCAAGAGAAACACAGGAAGAGAAGGAUUUUGCAGACUUUGACAUUUUUGAUGAUCCAAAUACACCGUUCUCCACCUUCAACUUCCAGUAUCCCAAUGAGGCUUUCAAGAGGCUUCAUGAUCUCAUGGAGUUCAACACCCUCAAUAACAUAGAUGUGAUCAAGCAAGCUAUGAUGGAAAGCAUUGAAUACAGGAAACAGAACCCAUCUCGCUGCUCCGUGUCUCUUAGCAGUGUUGAAGCAAGCAGAUUCUUUAAUAAGAACAAUCUUAACAACAACCAUACGUAGAGGAUGUGUCAUAGGUCCCACUCCUUCAAGAAGCUGUUUCUGUUUUUAUAACUGGAGUCAAAAAAACAGUAUCAGAGCAUCAUGCUCCUGAACAGGAUUGUGCAAAACUCCUGGAAAC